Messenger RNA from Xyrichtys novacula (pearly razorfish), 8107 nucleotides. The record is from the annotation of a GenBank genome assembly. NCBI's taxonomy places the organism in Eukaryota, Metazoa, Chordata, Actinopteri, Labriformes, Labridae.
AUGCAUACCCUUUGUGCCCGGGGAACGAUGAAACCAGAGAUCAACGCUGCCGUCGGAUUUCUGUCGAGAUUUCUGAGGGUAAAAGGACACGUAAACGAUCGACAGGUCCAAACAUUCAGCCAAAGCUUACAGGACAUUUUGGCAGGUAAGCAACAUAGAAAAUGUCAUCAGAUAUCCCCUAAACCUACUUCAAAUAAUCAUUUUUGACUUUUAACCGAACAUGUUACAGUUUAGCGUGAAAAGCGCGAACAUUAGCCUCUAAUUGUUCGUGAACGGUUCAGAAGCAGCCCUUCUUUGUUCUCUCAAGUAUCGCUAUCAGCGCCGCCACUGCGCAUCACUGUUCGCGCACGUCGAAGAAGGAAAAAAAGAACGGUCGAAUAUAAACACAGCGAGGGGUCGAGGGGCAGUUUUUCGACGAUAACAGUGAAAUAAAUUUCAAUUAAGUGGCCAAAUUUAAGCGGGGGGUUGUUUUUUUUGUUUGGAAGGAAGAUUAGAAGGAAAAGGGGGAGUGGAAAGAGAUGCUUGGCUCAAACAAGGAAGUGAGCCUCGGUCGAUAAAGCUCUUAGAGAACAGAGCAAAACAGCCCCCAGUGAGUUCGAAGAGGCAGCUCAAUUACGUAAUGCAUUAGGAGAUAUAGGUUUAUAACGAAUUACGUCCUUUAUUAAGUACAGGAAAUUUAAAUGUUAACAUUUACGACCUUUAUCCAAAAAAUUUCCUACUAAUAUCACCAUAUUCAGACUAUAGUUUCGACUGUAACACAUUUACAUUCUGGAUUUAUUUUACGGAUUUAACAAAAUUAGCAUUAUAAUUUCCGACCUUUUUUGCCACACUUGAAAUCCUUUUAAAAGACAUUAUGUUCCUUUUCCAGUAAUACGUGAACAACAACUUACUUUAAAUACAUUUUCGAGAAAAAUUAGGUCGCCUGUAGUUUUUAUGUUUUUCGCUUAGUUCAGGAUGUUUGCGGGUUUUUUCAUUGGGAACAGUGCUACUGGAAGGGAUUGUCCCCCAUUUCCUGCUGUAAACACAUUCCAGUCUGAGGCCUCUAAAGCCGCCAUACAUCUGUUAACAGAGCCUACAGCAGCAGAUGACCUACAUUUUCUCCAUAAAGAGCUCGCUUAUGCAAACCCCUUACUUUGCAUGCAUUUUGUUUUUUUGGAUAAAAGGACCAAACUGAAAGAAAAACUAAUGAAAAUCUUACUUUGCAUACAGGCGCAUUAAUCAAUCAUAGUAACAAAACUGCCUUAACUCACAACUUAGGCUACAGAAAAACGGAGUUUAUUUAUGAGGUGUAAAAUACUAAUGUUAGAAUAUAUGUUGAGUGCUCAGUAAUCAGUCGAAGCUGCGUUAUAUUGAAAACAUCUGCCUGGCCUCCACACAAUGAUAGUGUUGGUAAACAGACAAAAGUUUGGGAGUUGAAUAGAGUCGGCUGUGAGGCCUGAUUUGUGGGGGAGGGGAUGUUUUGGUGAGCGCCUACAGGCUGACAUCAAACUGAGGCAGCUGCAUAGCAGAGAGGAAAUGAAGGGAAUCCAGAGAAGCAAAGUGAACAAAGCAUAUUUUUUCUAUACAUCUUCAGACAUAAUUAUACAAAAUGGAGUUCAGGCCAUUGUUCCAUGUGUUCAGUCCGAGCAUCAGAUCAAAGUAUGAGCUUUAUGAAAUUAUUAAGUAGCUAUGAUGAUUUAUUAUCCAUUAAACAUUAAACAUGUAUUGUUUUGUACACAUUGAGGCUAGUUUAACUGUUCUGCAAGGUUAGUUUCCACUAAACAAGGCCGACUUGAGCUCUAUUGUCCUGGGUAACAUUGUAAUCACUCACUGUUGUGUCUGCAAGCUGAAAGCGGGGCUUCCUUGUCUGUGCAGACAGUAGGGAAGUUGAUGAAUAAGCCUGGUGACCAGACUGAAAUUUUAGUUGGGCAAUCCUUAUCAACAGGAGUUUGAUUUUUCAGCAUAAUCUGAACAUGGAAAUACCCUAAAAAACCCAUUCUUGUGCUUUAGUCAGCCUUAUUGAAUGAUCAACCCAGUGUGUUAAGGACUUUAAGGUUAAGUGCGCACUCGUCUGCUUACUUUACCGUUCUCUAUAUCCUCCCCCUCCUCUUCAGCCCCCUCUGCCCUGGUUUUUUAAGAAUAGGCCCCACUGAGCUGAUCCUUCCCAGCUGCUUCAGGGUUUUGAAGGUAGCUGGCUGUCUUUGUGGCUCAGCCUGCUGCUGAAAGAUCAUCCAGCUCCCGUGUGCUCUUUCAUGAGUGCCAGCCCCUCCAUUAGCUCAGCAGUAUACUGCCUUCAGUGAUAAGACACGGGGGGAGGACAGAAGGGGGGUGGGGUGUUAUUAUCCUCUGGAUGCAUACAGGUGGCCUCCGGGGCCCUGUCUGAAUGCUUGCCUGCUUCACUCUCCUUGUUUUUCAUCAGUGACAAUAGAGUUAGCGUCAAUGGGAAUUUAAUAUGGAUGAGCCUCGUCAUAAGCAAAGGGAUAGGGAAUAGAUGACCAAGAGCAGGGAGGUUAAAUAUUAGAGAAACACACUCUCCUUUUCUCUGCUCAAACUGAACUCUCAUGGAAAAAUGAACUCCAUUUUACUUCCUCAUGCACUCAAAAACAGAUAGUCAACAGUCUAAUUUUCCCCUCAUCAUCCCAACCACAGAAAUGCCUGAGGCGUGCAGCGAGUGGCGUCACUCUGAAUCACUAGUUUCACUGUACUCGAAAACUUCCACACAGACAAGACGGGAGAAAAAUAGGAUCGUAUCUCUUUAAGAGGCGGAGUUUAGUGUCCCAGAUGGCUGACUGGGACUUUGACACUUUUGGUGUUUUUGUGCAGCCAGUCAUGGGAGACUUUGUGACACUGACAACAGGCCCUGGGAGGGAUUGUGCAAUUCAAUGGCCUUCUUUUUGUCACGUAGGCCCAGGGUGCCGCUGACUGCCUGUUUAUGGCUGCUUUUCAGACCUGAGGCCAGGUGGUGGUGUUUGUCUUUCCUUUUUUAUGACUGCACCCAACUACACCCUGUACCUUAGUUUAAACAAAUACAUUAGAUUAACGCUUUAGAUGAGACUUUGUAUGUAAAUAGAUACAGUUACAACAAAUACAUUCUUUUUCUUGGGGUAAAUAUCCAUUAGAGGUUCAGGUAACGUUUGUUUUUUUUCAUCUGCAUCUGCUGUCAAUAGCAUUUGAUAAAAUAUGAGUUUCAUUAAAAUAACAAAUGAGAAUUCUGCCAAUUUUUGAUUAAAUUGUCAGUAUUGUCAUUGGCCUUCUUAACUUCAGUUCAUGAAAUUAAUUUUUUUGAGGCGUCUGUAGUUUGUUCAGCCACCUGUAAAAAUUGAAAUGGCAAAAAUAAAAAGUAAAUUAAAUGACUAAAGAGCAAAUAAUGGAUCUAUGAGAUCCCCUACUUCUAAACCCUUGAAAUGAAAUGUUUUUUAUUUGUUUAUGAUGCCCUUUAAUCAGUCUACAAGACUUUUACAGCCACGGUUGGCUUCUUAAAUCACGUGGGCUUAUCUGAGGGAAAGUACAGGCGAACCUUUGCUCAGUGCAGAUUUCUGCUUUACAACCACAGUUGAUAUUUGAAGCCUGUGCAAAACCACACAGCGACCAUGUUACACAGACUGCAGCUCAAAGUUGGCAAUUUGUGGCGUUUAUACCUUAUCUCUCUUCAUCAAUAAAGAGCAUUUCAAGUUAUCACCCCUGUUAUGUUUAUCAUCAAAGAUACAGUUAUUGUUUCAGUAUUUGAUUCUACAUUGACUGGUGAAGAAGCUUCAAAUCUAAAUUUUUCUCUCUACUUCAUCUGUCUCCUCCUGUAGAGCAAUACAAGCACCACUGGUUCCCAGACAGACCCUGCAAGGGAUCAGGAUAUCGCUGCAUCCGCAUCAACCACAAGAUGGACCCCCUGGUGUGGCAGGCAGGCCAGCGCAUCGGUCUGACCAUCCAGCAACUCUACCUGCUGCUCCCCACUGAGCUUACGCUGUGGGUCGACCCCUUCGAGGUGUCUUACCGCAUCGGCGAGGACGGCUCCAUCUGUGUCCUGUAUGAGUCGCAGCCCUGCCCCCCUGGGGUGCAGAUGACGGCUGCCACAAGCUCCUCCUCAGGGCCCAGCGGGACGAUGAGCCCCAUGGUGGACAGUCACAUCAGCUGCAAGGAGGAACUGAUGGUGCUGGGCAGAACCAGUCCCUCCAAAGCCUACAAUAUGAUGACUGUGUCCAGUUAAAGAGGCACGCUGUCACAGCCGGCCUACUUUUUUUCGUUCAGGGUCACGCCGUGGCUGGUCAGAUCAUCUGACCAGACCAGGGUGAGCCUUUUUAAAGCUAAGAAUAUGAAAUGAAAUAGUGAAAGAAGAAAAAAGUAAAAGAAAAAAAGCAGAGGAUGUGGCCUAUCGUCCAGGUGAUGGAAACCUUGUAGGUUUGAUAUUUUUUACCCCCUCCCCCACCCUCAUUAUCAUCUGUUCUGUUGUGUCAUGGAUCAGCUGGGCACUCCGGUUUUUAGGAGAGGCUUUGUAGAAAUGGAACUGUUGGGGCAGCUAAACCAACCAACCAACCAACAUCAAACCAACCAGGAACCCCAGAUGGAGACUGGCUCCACCUCCCUCCCCUUCACCCUCCCCUUUCCCCAAACAACAUGGCGAUCGGCUCCAUCCCCGAGGGGGGCUGUCAUUGACUUUGCACUUUUCUGACUUGUGGUUACUAUGGGUACAUGUUCAAAAAACAGCGCAAAAACACCAAAACUUAAAUUUAAGGAAUAUAUUGACAGGAUCUACCCCCUUGAAUUCAAAUUCUGAGAUUAUUUCAUUUGUUUUGGUGGGAGUCGAGGUUUAGACUGAACCUUUCACAGACCACGCUCAAGGUAAAGAAACACCCAACAAGAGCAUCUCUAUUUUCUAUAACAAACACCGUUUUGGACCACAGGGAACUAGUUUUCCUCACCUUGUAGCUGGUCAAAGGUGUCAGAUCUGAACCCUUCUCCCCACCCUUCUAUCGUCAACCCUGAUCUUCAGAAAAACUCUCAUCUCAUCCGCCUCCUGGCCUGUAUGUAAGUGCAAGUGGAAUGUGAUGCGACACCUGUUACCUAUGGAUACCAGUGUGUCCUGUUGCACUGUCACCCUCCCAUCACCCAUGUGUGUGUAGCUUUUCCAGGGGAGGGCCUCCCUCCUCUUAAGUCAUGAAUGUUGUUGAAAAUCACAAUCAAGUUCCUGUGUUGUUGCUAAUCGUGCCCCCUUUUCCUUCUUCCACUUUGUUGUCUCCUGCAUCACCAAAAUUCAAAGUGUAGCAAAAAAAGGGGGGCCAACUUAACCCAAAAUUCGCGGUCAUGCGGCCCUGUUAGGAUUGACAUUGAAUGCACUUUGACGUUAGAUUGUGUGGGAUGUGUCCUCUCUAGAGAAAAUCGCCUGCAUUCCAUCCACUCGAAUGUCAUCUUUUCAUGCCGUUUUUAUUGCCCUCCUCAUUUUUAAGCCGCUUUGUUCAUACUGUAGCUCCCACGUUGGGAUUUAACCUGUCUUUUAAAUCAGGAGUGUCCAACUCUGGAUUUCAGAACCUUAUUUUUUACACUGUAUUUGAACAUUUCAGAGCUGUUGAUUUGUAGGCGGAGAGUUUUCUUGGUGGUAUGUUAAGAAACAUUCUGUCAUCCGUUCUUAUGGCACUGGUGGCUCUGGCAGGAUGCAGAGCUAAGCUGUUUCCCCCCCUCCACCCCAGACACACACAGAUGGCGGCUUGUGUUGUUGAUUAGAAGAGAAGUUGGUGAAAAGGUCUGGACUAAGUGAUGACUGUGUGAGACUUUGGCCAAAGGGAGGUCUGGAGAACCGACUGUUUUAGAAGUUAACUUGACACCAGGCCUCGUCAGCCUCCUAUGUCAUCCACAUUAGCUAUUUCAGAGGUCAUUUUUAAAACUACACUCGUCUUUCUGCGUGCAUUGCCUUACCAAGACCUCAUAGUCGUGAAUUAUGAGCCAUUUGUGAUUUUUAAACUAAUAACAGGCUUAUGUAAGCUGGCCUGGUUCUAUGUGCUGCCCUGACCCUCCCUUCUCGAGGUGUCUCCUUUCCAGCCUGGCAGCUUUAUCACCCUCCUCCUCCCUCACCCAAUUUGGCGUGGGGGGUUAGAGUGCCUCAAGUGCCACAUAUCACCCCUCAGCUCAGACCUCCUGUUCAGCCAAGCCAGCACGCUGCUAGCCGACCCCCUGUGGAUGCAGGUAGACUUAAUGUGACACAUAUCAUUGUCCAUCAGAUCAGCAGGGGGGGAGGGAAGCUGGGUAAGGAAGGCAGGGACAAGGAGGGGGGAAGUGUUGUGGUGAGAGAGUCAGAGGGGGGCAAGGGCCGGACUCUUUUUGUCCAGGGCAGCUAAAAUCCCUCCAGCCCCCCCGUCUCUGGACUUAUUCAACAUCCCCCCUACCCUGACCAGAAGCCCUCGACCCUUCCCUCGGCAGUGAUGGAUACAAAAACCAGCACACGCUCACGGCGUGCUCCAGCUGCACUAAAGGGGGAGCUAGAAAGAAAAGAUUUGAGGGUACUAGGUUGUUUGUUCUUUGUUUUCAUCUCACUGGAUUGCAACUUUGUUUACAUGCAUGCAAACGGAUGUGAUGGCUGUCCGACGUGCCCCCACUGUACUCCGGUUCUGGGGCCAAAGGGGUUAACAGCAAGCCAGAACAGAUGCUCGGCCGGCUUCGGGUGUUGUUCAGGGCCUUAGCCGCUGGCCAAAUCUGUCAUAGCAGGCUGGUUCGCCGCUCAUCACCAGACCUAUGGGUGUUUAAGCUCCCCUAAGCUUCAGAGGAUCAUGGGUAAUAGAGCUAUUGCCUUUGACGCACUGCCCCCCCCCCCCCUCCUCCUCCCCAAACAACCCCCUUCCCCUGCUCUCUGCUGAUACUCCCUUCAGCAAUCUGUGAAAAGCAGUGAUUCCAUUUUGCCAGAUGGAGAGGAGCGAGCCAGUUUUUGACAUCACGCCGCUCUGUCGAAGUGUUCGAACGUCACGUGGCGAGAUGUUUUUGAGAUUGGUCUAUAUUUUGAUGUGAGAUAAUCGUCUCGUCUCACUUUCUAAAUGUACUUUAUGGUCACACUGGUAGAUUUUCUCCUUUUUUUUUCCACCCUUCGCCAUCCCUCAUUUUUCUUCUCAUCAUCCUCUUUUAACUGGGAUGUUUUUAGUCUGGUGAUUUAACCCACUUUUAUCAGACCUUGUUUUUAGAGCUACUAAAUUUAAAAAAAACCCAAACCCCCUUUGAAACCCUCUCAACUGUACAACCACCACCCAAAAUGGUUUAAGUCCUCAGUACUAUUGAUCUAAAUGGCAUCCAUUCAGAUUGUGCGCACAUAGGUGACAGAAUCGUCGUGAGAGUGCUUUGAGUAGUCAGAGGUAAAAUAGCACAUAAAAUGCACUAAAUAUGUCGAGUUGAAGUCGUGUGACAUUUUUUCGAGACGCGAGGAGUCUCUCCUGGAAUGUAUUGCCAAACUCAGGCCUCGGACAUUCAAUAAAUACCCUUGUGGAAAAAAGUUGUGCAUGUUAAGACAUGAAACAGGAAGGGAACAGCAGUUUUGUUGUUGUUGUUGUCGUCAAAAAUUGUCAUUGAUUAGUUGAAUUAUUGCCACUUUCACAUUUGAGGUGUUUUACAUAUUGUAGAAUGUAUUGUAACUGUACAACAAAUGGUAGAGUACAUAACAUUACACAUGGGAAGUGCCAAUAAUUGCUAUCCUGAGGUGUUUUUAGAUGUAUUCCUUUUUGUAUUUCAUCUUUUAACAUGGAUAACGCUUUUUUUUUCAUAAGUGAAGCCAUUUUGUGAUGGGAGUGUUGGCAAGGACCAAAGUUGUUUUGGUAAAAAAUAUUAGUUUCCAUGAUCUGUAAGUGUAGACGUAUCCUUUGUUCUUUUUUUCUUUUUCUUUUCAGUUUUUUUCCUUUUUUUUUCUAUUUACCUACAAAACAAGAAAAUAGAUAAAAAAAAAAAUCUGAGCUUACCCAAGAAGAAAAGCUGUCUAUCUUGUGAUCUCAUGUCAGUACAUCUUUAUCGUGUUCAGUUUCUUUUCCUUGGGUAUGUUGUGAUGAACUGCUGUAAAUUUGUACAGUUCAUGUAAAUUGAUUGUGCGGAAGUUGUACAGAUUUCUAUAUUUUGGAAGAAAAGUUUUUUUUCUCUGUAAUAAAAGAUUUCCUAUCUUGGCAUCAUA